This is a messenger RNA of Ochotona curzoniae (black-lipped pika), 525 nucleotides long. RefSeq names its product hemoglobin subunit theta 1 (gene HBQ1). The transcript is spliced from 3 exons. Gene Ontology annotation, molecular function: oxygen binding; haptoglobin binding; organic acid binding. Bases 67 to 510 code for a protein of 147 amino acids. Gene Ontology annotation, biological process: oxygen transport; hydrogen peroxide catabolic process. Gene Ontology annotation, cellular component: haptoglobin-hemoglobin complex; blood microparticle; hemoglobin complex. Lineage: Eukaryota; Metazoa; Chordata; Mammalia; Lagomorpha; Ochotonidae. The record is from RefSeq and is a predicted model, not a curated record.
GACCAAGGGGCGGUGCAAGUGUGGUGUCCCGCCCCCUGAGCACCGGCGCGCGGCCAUUGCGCGGGGAUGGAGCUGUCGGCGGAGGAGCGGGACCUGCUGCGGGCUCUCUGGAAGAAGCUGGGAAGCAACGUCGGCGUCUAUGUCACCGAGGCCCUGGAGAGAACCUUCCUGGCCUUCCCCUGCACCAAGGUCUACUUCUCCCACAUGGACCUGCGCCCGGGCUCGGCUCAGGUCAGAACGCACGGCCAGAAGGUGGCCGCCGCGUUGACCCUCGCUGCUGAUCACCUGGACAACCUGCCCAGCACAUUGUCGGCUCUGGGCGACCUGCACACGACCAGGCUGCGCGUGGACCCAGCCCACUUCAGGCUCCUGGGCCACUGCCUGCUGGUGACCCUCGUGCGGCACUUCCCCGGAGACUUCAGUCCUGCCCUGCAGCUCGCAGUGGACAAAUUCCUGGACCAUGUGAUCUCAGCGCUGACCUCAGGGCGGGAGGUCCCAGUGGUGGAGUAAAAGAUCCUGCAGCCU